Messenger RNA from Darwinula stevensoni, 288 nucleotides. The record is from the annotation of a GenBank genome assembly. Lineage: Eukaryota; Metazoa; Arthropoda; Ostracoda; Podocopida; Darwinulidae.
AUGGCUGAAGGAUUAAAGCAUGCCAUGAGUCUCCCCUAUCAUGAGUUUGAAGACCAGCGCAGCGGAGAAACCCUAAGCAUUUUACAAAAGGAAAUUGGGAAUAUUAUUCUUACAUACCGGGAAGCACAGGCUUCAUUGGAGAAUUUUGGCAGCCUGAUGAACAAAGCACCAGAAGCUAAACCAGAAAAUCCUGGUCAUUUAGGCCAAAUCCAAACUUUGGAAUUUGAUCAUGUAGCAUUCAAGCAUCAAACUGCUUCACAAAAUGCACUGAACGACAUUAGCUUUAAA